UAGUCUUGCGCUGAACAUUUACUGGUAGAAACAAAUAUUAUCGAUUAUGCCAUUAACUUUAAAUUUUCUUUAAUCAUCAAUAUGUAACAAUAGAAAAAGUUAGUGACCGUUAUUAAGAUUACAAAUUAAAUUUUUUCGGAUAGAAUUUGAUCAUGGCCGCUUCACCAAAACGGACAGAGGAUAGUAUCUCUAACAACAAUGAGACAAAAGAGAAAGAUAAAGUAAAAUCAAACUCAUCAGCAUCAAGUGAUACAUCUAUAUUAAAUUCUGAUGAAAACAUUGACAAAGAUAACAAUUCUAUCACUUCCGAGGAAUUUGAAAAUAAAACACAAAAAAAGUCUCAGAUUAAAAAAUCUAAAAAUAGUGAGAAAAAAAAUUCUAAAGAUCUCAAAAUUGAUUCAAUCGAUUGUCCAAUAUGCUUAGGAACAGCUGUAAUUCCUACACGUAUAACUUGUGGUCACAUAUUUUGUUUUCUUUGUGUAAAAGGAGUAACUAGAAGAUCGAGUAAAUGUCCUUUAUGUCGUCAGCCAAUACCUUCUGAUUUUGAUAAAAAUCCUACUGUAUUGGAAAAGCAUGAUAUAGAAACUCUUGAAGAUGGCUAUCAAUGGUUUUAUGAAGGGAAAAAUGGAUGGUGGUUGUAUGAGAAACGAACAUCAGAAGAAAUUGAGGAAAAUUUUAAACUUAAUAACAUGAAAUUUGAUUUACUUAUUUGUGGUACUAUGUAUACAAUUGAUCUGGAUCGUAAUAUACAGUUUAACAAAGAAAACCCAGUAAGGAGAAGAAAAAUAAAACGAGAAAAUGCUGAAAACAUUGCAGUUAAAGGAGUUGCUGGAGUUCAUUAAAAGAUUGUUUUUUUUUUUAUAUUUAAAAUGUUUGUCAGAUUUUUAACUUAAUAAAACAUUUAUGAAUUUCAAUUAUUAUACUAUUAAGUCUAAACAAUUAUAUUUAGUACUUAAAUCAAACUA
Messenger RNA from Daktulosphaira vitifoliae (grape phylloxera), 965 nucleotides. RefSeq names its product E3 ubiquitin-protein ligase rnf146-like. Bases 153 to 842 code for a protein of 229 amino acids. Gene Ontology annotation, biological process: Wnt signaling pathway; ubiquitin-dependent protein catabolic process. NCBI's taxonomy places the organism in Eukaryota, Metazoa, Arthropoda, Insecta, Hemiptera, Phylloxeridae. Gene Ontology annotation, cellular component: nucleus; cytoplasm. The record is from RefSeq and is a predicted model, not a curated record. The transcript is spliced from 4 exons. Gene Ontology annotation, molecular function: ubiquitin protein ligase activity; zinc ion binding; poly-ADP-D-ribose binding.